AUGUCGUCUGAUAGUGAAGACCCGUUCGAUUGGACGGUGGAAGAUGUUGUCAAGUUUCUAUGCUACGAUAAGGAGACACCAUGGUCACGGUCAUCGUCCCGCCCUCCACGACCCGAUACCAACUCAUUUGAGGCCGCGCUGCGAGAGAAUGAGAUAACGGGGGAGAUAUUACUGCAAGAUGUUGAUAAAGACGCUUUGCGUGCUGAUCUAGGUCUCAAAGCCCUCGGCCACAGGAGCUCAAUCAUGAUGGCCAUCCGUUACCUUCGAGGAGGCUCACGGAAGUACCAGCAGUCUGUCAGCCAUUCCCCACGAGGCGAUCAGACACCUGGCCUGGCCUCUCCCUCACAUAUUUAUCCCCGUGACCUUAGCCCUCGACACUUACCUACCGAAAAUCCGAGCGUACAGUCGACCAGCGUCGGAGCAACUUCUGCCACUCCCUCCGCCAAUCGACCUCUCAACAUGGCUAUCAUCUCCGAUACCCUCAGACUAGGAGACGGAACCGAGAGGUUAUCGGUUGUGACUCGGACAGGGUCACAAGCCGAGCGGGUUGACAUUGGUCAAGUGCGCCCUUCAGAGCAACCAAAGUCCGAGAAACUGGAGUCCGAACACACCUGUCGUGAUGAGGAAAUAGUGAUUGACAGCCAUGGCAGAAAACGCCGAAGGCUCAAUUUGCACUCUCCUGCUAAAGGUGGGAGUAGUGAAAUUAUGUCGACACUGAAGCUGGACAAGGAUAUCAAGGCCAGUGAUUGGUAUAUGGGUCCAGACGUGCUUACCCCUGGCCAAAUCUUCUAUCCUCUCGACGCGGAGCAAGAAAAUGACCGAGUAUUCACCAUGACCCCUUCCAACACGCCAGUCGCCCAGCGUUGCUUUGUGAAUAAGCGUCUUCUUCACUUUUACGGCCAAUCACCUAUUGAACUACCGCCAAGCGAAGGGCGUCAGGAGCGAGCUAUUGUCCCUUAUAGUCCCUCAAUAGCGAAUGCACGCAGCGAUAGCUUCUUCACUCUGUACACGACGAAGCAAGGAGCAGUUAGCGUCACCAAGGAAAGAAUCUCUGACUGGCCGGAGCUCGAGGGACGAUAUAAAGGGAAUAGUGGAGGGUCGUCAACUGAAACCAUCAAACCCUCAGAUCCAUUUGCCUACCUUCUUGAGAAGUAUCCAGUACAGCCAGACCUUGAAGACGCCUAUCCUGUAUACGGAGAUUCGGGAUCUGAAGGAGAAUUCGAUGAGAAGACCUGGCAAGAGAUGCUGGAGGAACGGAAUGAGCCUCUGCCUCCUCGGCAAGGAAAGCUUGGGCCUAAGAAGGUUGAAGUAAUCGUCAAAGACUGCAUUGCUCAUUAUGAAAAAAUCUGGCGUCAAAAUCAAUUACCGAGGGAAGAGUACAAAGCACGGAAUGUCUGGCUUGCUGCUAGGAGAGGAAAGUAUGUUAACCAGGAGGUCAUGGCUCUUGCAAAGGAAAUCGCGCACCUGGAGACACGUCUACAGAAACUGAGCGAGGAGUUACACAAAACGGAAUUCUCGACCGAAGCCGAACUACGCACCCAAUGCCAGUGCCUAGAGCAUACAGUAUCCCAUAUCCAGAAGCAGCUGUGGCGCAUCUCUGUUCUAGAGCAGGAAACAUGUCCACCUAAAAUGCAGGCGCCCCCGAAACCACAGACAAAGCCUAGACAGAACUCAAAAGAUGAGGAGUCGCUAGAAUCAGAGUCGGAUUCGGAAUGGACCCCAGUUGAUUUUCUUGACGAUUUCAUUAUCGAUGACACGGAGUCUCUCAAGGAGCCCCUCAACUCUCUUCAAGACCCCGAGAGCCCCUCCUCGUCUGACGGUGACGACGAUGUUAUCAGUGUUUCUGGCACAAGGCGAAGGACAAGAGGCCAGCCACCGAGAGUUUUCGCGUCAGACAGCCCCUCGCCACCUCACUCCGUUUGGGAAAAAUCAGACAUCAUUGACUUGACCAUUGACUCCCCGGAGCCUGAGGAGCUCCAGAUUGAGACACCGCCCCUCAAUCCAAUUGAAUCCGACUUCCGUGAUACCUUUGUGAGGAAAUCCGUUUCCCCACCACCCAGUCUUGGCUCACCGGAGCGCAGCGUCCAAGUGAAAACAGAAAAAAGAUCACGCUCUUCCCUUCCUAAGACAGACGCAGGCUACUUGCCAAGUUGA
Aspergillus calidoustus is the source of this 2154-nucleotide messenger RNA. NCBI's taxonomy places the organism in Eukaryota, Fungi, Ascomycota, Eurotiomycetes, Eurotiales, Aspergillaceae. The record is from the annotation of a GenBank genome assembly.